GCUACUACUUGCUAGAAAUAUCCAGAUUUCCAUUAUUAACAUCCACAUGAGCAUGCAAGAAUCAGUACGAACACAGGAUUUGAUUUGAGCGAAACGACAGCACACAAAGACUUGCAUUAAUAAAUAAGCGAAUGAAAACCAUAUCCAUACCCAUGGCCACUAGUGGUCUUCAUACAUACAUGGCCAUGGCCGCAACUUCCCGCAACGAUUACAGCAAAACACACUACCGAAUCGAAGCAAACCCAUGUAGAGGCUAUUGCCAUAUUGCAUAAGUAUCUAAUUGUACAGUCUGGCUGGGUCCUCUCUGUAUAACUGGUUCAAUUAUCUCAUACCCAUGAGCCACGGUGAAGCACAUUACCUAAAGACCGACAACGCCAUCUAGAGAUAGAGUUGGACAUCAAGAUGUAGAUGUACAUUACAGUAGCAGACAACAACAUCAUACUCAGAGAUUCUCAAAAACACAUGUUGCUCAGUGCGGCUACUGUUACCUCCCAUGCAAUUGUUGAAGCGCCUUUGAUAAAUCCCUGAACACCAACUACUCCAACACGAGGACGAUAAAAUACAAGAACUGAGUAUUGAGUAGAACAAGUAGUAGAAGGAAGACCUUCAAGAAGAUUUUGCUUUCGGUGCAGAACGAGCAUGCAGCGGC
Molecule: messenger RNA, 649 nt
Organism: Amoebophrya sp. A25
Lineage: Eukaryota; Dinophyceae; Syndiniales; Amoebophryaceae
Source: the annotation of a GenBank genome assembly